AUGAAUGUUACCAGCCACUCACCAUGGCUUUCCUCCCUGGAAACUCCUCUGACUGCUCCAACUGCACCCACUCUGUAGGGCCCGUGAACAUUUCAAAGGCCAUUUCACUAGGUGUUAUUCUAGGGGGGCUAAUAGUUUUUGGGGUUUUGGGUAACAUUCUGGUUAUCCUCUCUGUAGCCUGCCACAGGCACCUUCAGAGUGUUACCCACUAUUAUAUAAUUAACCUGGCUGUAGCUGACCUCCUCUUGACUUCCACUGUCCUGCCUUUCUCAGCUACUAUGGAGAUUUUAGGCUAUUGGGCCUUUGGGAGAAUCUUUUGCAACAUCUGGGCAGCUGUUGAUGUCCUUUGCUGCACCGCAUCCAUUAUGAGCCUCUGCAUCAUCUCAAUAGACAGAUACAUCGGAGUAAGCUACCCGUUGAGAUAUCCAAGUAUAGUGACAGAGAAGAGAGGUCUUCUGGCCUUACUGUGUGUUUGGGCUUUGUCUCUGGUGAUAUCAAUUGGACCACUUUUUGGCUGGAAGGAACCGGCACCAGAAGAUGAGACCAUCUGUCAAAUUACUGAGGAGCCUGGCUAUGUGCUGUUCUCUGCUCUAGGCUCCUUCUACCUCCCCCUGACUAUUAUCUUGGUGAUGUAUUGCCGAGUCUAUGUAGUGGCCAAAAGGGAAAACAAAGGUUGGACUUCUGGUCUGAAGACAGAGAGAUCUCAUUCUGAAGAAGUCACUCUACGCAUUCAUCGUAAAAAUACUCCUGAAACAAGUGGAUCAGCAUCCAACCCCAAGAGCAAGCAUCAUUUUUCAGUGCGUCUCCUCAAGUUCUCCAGGGAAAAGAAAGCUGCCAAAACCCUGGGAAUAGUUGUGGGAUGCUUCGUUCUCUGCUGGCUUCCAUUUUUUGUAGUAAUGCCUCUCGGCUCUUUCUUUCCUGCAAUCAAACCCCCGGACACACUUUUUAAAAUAACAUUUUGGCUUGGGUAUUUAAACAGCUGCAUCAACCCCAUCAUCUAUCCAUGCUCAAGUAAGGAGUUUAAGAAAGCAUUCCAAAAUGUCCUGAGAGCGCCAUGCCUCUCAAGGAAGCAAACAGCAAGAAAGCAAUUCCCAAGUUUCAACCUCAACCACCCCACUAGCCAAAGCACAGAGAGUGGCAGAGGUGUGGUCUGUAUUCCUGCUGGCUCAGGAGAGACCUUCUAUAAGAUUUCCAAGUCGGAUGGGGUCUGCGAGUGGAAGAUAUUCUCUGCUGUGCAAAGCAUGCCUGCAAAAAAUGUAGUUUCUAAAGACUGUACAGCUGCCAAAGUGAAAAGCAAAGGUUUCCUCCAGGAAUGCUGUUGUGCAGGCACUUCAGGUAACCUUGUCAACAAAAACUGUCAAGUGCCAACCAUUAAAAUACACACCAUCUCCCUCAGCAAAAAUGGGGAAGAUGUCUAAAGGACCAGCAGCACGGGCUCACAAACUCAGAGACUCACACAACCGCAAUAUGGUUACAAUUGGAAGGGACCUCUGGAGACCAUCUAGUUUGACCUCCCUGCUACAGCAGGGUCACCCAGAGCAGGUUGCUCAGGAUCACAUCCAGGCAGAUUUGGAAUUUCUCUGAAGAAGAUUCCACAACUUCCUUGAGCAUCCUGGACCAAUGAUCCUUAUCAUGCUUGUGACUCAGCUAAUGGGAUGUUGCUCUUUUUAUUGGGAAGCAGAAGUGGAUGCUAUAGCAGUUGAAAGGAUCCAGUGAAGCAAAUAUCAUACUAUAACACAGGGACAAAGCCUUUGAGGAGACAUGUUGUAUAGUGCUGAUAGCCUAAACAAAACCCCUUAAAGACAGUGAAUGGCUUCAGCGGAUGGUGAGCACCCUUCAGUCUUCCCAGUGACUGACCUCUGCAAGGGAUUGGCUAAUGUUUCAAGGCUUCAUUUUUUUGUUAUAUUUGUGUUUCAAAGUUUCCACUGAUCUGAUUUAAGUGCAGUGGGGGAGGAAGAGCAAACUAUGGAAAACCUCAUGCUGAUUUUAGCAUGGAUACUUCCAGACAGCUCCACAUUUAGAGCCAUUCUACAAUUCCACCCCCUCAAAAAAAGACUAGACCUCGAUUCAAUAGCCAGGAGAGCUAAGCCUGAGAGGCUCAGGUCUUGGGACAGCAUUUACAGAUCUCUGCUCAUCUUUCAUUAAUGGGCUGUGGACAAGAACAUUUUCCUACCUUGUCUUGCCUCUUUUGUUUGCAUCUAGAUUGUGCUCUCCUUCUGAGCAAUGGAAGUUAAGCACAUUAAAGAACUUAAGGAUCUGCAUCCCCUUAGAAGGGCCAUCCUUUGGGAAUCAGGGAGAAAAGCAUUUGGAAGCAUGCUAUAUUUUAAUAUAGCUAAUAAAAAUAAAUAAAUUAAUGAGCUGUUCAGCAUCUGGAAGAAAUAGUGGGAGAAAUUCUCUGUACAAUAUUAGACA
This is a messenger RNA of Dryobates pubescens (Downy woodpecker), 2412 nucleotides long. It is a transcript of the gene ADRA1A, whose product is annotated as adrenoceptor alpha 1A. The record is from RefSeq and is a predicted model, not a curated record. Lineage: Eukaryota; Metazoa; Chordata; Aves; Piciformes; Picidae. Bases 24 to 1418 code for a protein of 464 amino acids. Gene Ontology annotation, molecular function: alpha1-adrenergic receptor activity. Gene Ontology annotation, cellular component: membrane. The transcript is spliced from 2 exons. Gene Ontology annotation, biological process: phospholipase C-activating G protein-coupled receptor signaling pathway; regulation of vasoconstriction; positive regulation of cytosolic calcium ion concentration.